Messenger RNA from Vicia villosa (hairy vetch), 1684 nucleotides. RefSeq lists its product as uncharacterized. The transcript has 3 exons. The coding region runs from base 107 to 1594 and encodes 495 amino acids. The record is from RefSeq and is a predicted model, not a curated record. Lineage: Eukaryota; Viridiplantae; Streptophyta; Magnoliopsida; Fabales; Fabaceae.
ACAUAAGGAAACUGUGGUUUGGCAUUGGCAUGCUCUCUCAUUGAUUUCAACGCACGUUCAUUUCUCUCUUUUCGCCUUAAACAAAGGACAACAAAAAACCGUAUCAAUGGGUGGUUGUGCGACUAAACCGAAGGUUGCAAAAGACGGCGAACAGCCUGAACCGAAACCUGAACAUCAACAGGUCAAGGAAGACAUUAUUGGAACCAGACAGGAACAGGAAGAGGAACAUCAUGGUAUCAAUCUUAAAAAUGUUGACCAAGUUAUUGAUGACGAUCAAGGAAACACGCGACGUUCUCUUAGCUUGUUGUUCAACAAAGAGAAUGAAGACGAUAAGGUUUCCACUGAAAAUGAAAAAACCAAAGCUGAGGAAACGGUGAAACAUGAAACAUUAGAGGACAAGAAACCUUUGGAGGAUGCUAAAAGCAACGAGCCAACAGUGAAACACGAAUCUCCAAAGAAAGAGGAGAAGAAACCUUUGGAGGAUACUAAAAGCAACGAGCCAACGGUGAAACAUGAAUCUCCAAAGAAAGAGGAAAAACUAUAUCAGGAGAGCAAGAUCAAUGAGCCAGCUGAAAAACAAGAACCUGCAGUGGUUGUUGACGAUGUUGAGGAAGUAUUUUCACUACAGAAUCAAAGCAGUCAUCCAGCUAAAGAGAUUGUGAAGACAGAAAUACCAGAAGCAGCUAAGCAAACUUCAGAAGAAACUAUAAUCAUUGCAGCUGAGAAUGAAGAUGCAAAGGUUUCCACAGAAAAUGAAAAAACCAAAACUGAGGAAACUGUGAAAAAAGAAACAUUGGCAGACAAGAAACCAUUGGAGCAUGCUAAAAUCAGCGAGCGAACAGUGAAACUAGAAUCUCCAAAAACAGUGGAAAAACUAUCACAGGAAACCAAAAGCAAUGAGGCAGCUACAAAACAAGAACUUCUGGUGGAUGCUAAAAUCAUCGAGCCAACAGUGAAACAAGAAUCUCCAAAGAAAGAGGAGAAACUAUCACAGGAAACCAAAAGCUAUGUGGUAGCUACAAAACAAGAACCUCUGGUGGAUGCUAAAAUCAGCGAACCAAUUGUGAAACAUGAAUCUCCAAAGACUGAGGAGAAACUAUCUCAGGAAACCAAAAUCAAUGAGCCAGUUACAAAACAAGCAUCUGCGGUUGUUGCUAUUGAGGAAAAGCCUACAUUGCAAAACCAAAUCACUGACUCAGCAGCUGAUGUGAUUGUGAAGAGAGAAAUACCAGAAGAAGCUAAGAAAACUUCACAAGAAACUAAAAUCAAUGAACCAGUGGUGGAAGUAACAGCGGUGAAACAAAAUCAAAAUGCUAUUCCAGCUGAGGUAACUGUGAUAAAGACAGAAACACCAGAAGUUGAGAAGGUUUCAGAGAAAACACAAAGCAAUGAGUUGAAUGAACCAAUCAAAGAUGUGGUAGUUUCUCCGCCUAAGAAGAAACUAAUUGAAGAGGUUUUACCAAAUGCAGAAUCCGUGGAGAACAAAGAAGUGGAAACGACAUCUGGCAUAGGAGAGAAAAUCUAUGUUGAUGCUGUGGGGGAGCAUAAGCCAAAGGCUUCUGAUGUUGGCAGUGAUAAAGUUUCUCCCUCUUAAUUCAACGGUCUAUUGUCGGACUCAACAUGAAGUCGGCCUUGCCAUGUUGUGACAUUUCUCAACUAUAUUUGUGUUAUUCUUAUUUUUCUU